UUCUCGCAAAGCAUUUCUCAUUUCUCUUCAACACAAUAACACGAAUUUCUUUUAGCACAAAUUAAUUUUACUAUGGUUUAACAGUGUCAAUUAUGUGCUACUUAGUAUUUGUGAUACAUUAAAAUUAAACCGCACAAAACAUGAAUUUUCGAUACGCAGCUUACUGCAGUGUGUGCAUGGGAGUGUAGUGUUACAAAAAUUAUGUAAAAUUACCUACAUCGGAGACGACGAAUGACGAUUGGGACGGAAAAUGAAAAUUGACGCACAAGCACAAUCGCUAACAAAAACAGACGAACGUGAAAAACAUCGCACAAACAAUUCAUAUCUUGAGAGUAAAAUUAUAAGAACAAUAGAGUAUAAGGGUUUGCUGUGGUCAUGUGCUCUGAGAGAUAUAUGCCUCACAGCGCUAUGGUUGCCGCUUGGUGCAUUAAUAUUUUGUUACGUAACCGCCUCUAUUUUCCAAGCAGAUGAUAUACACGAAACGCAUUGUAGGGUAUACAACGUGGUACCCUCUAUAAGUGCAAUUACCGGAAUUAGUCCGCAACGGUACGUCUGGCGGAUAUGCGUGGCGUACCACAUUGGACCAAGACUGUUGAUAGGCUCAUUAUACUACAACUACCAUAAGGAACGAACGCUCUUCAUCACCAAUGAAAAGACCCGAGAGCUAGCGAACAAGUUGGGGGAGGCGUGCUACUGGCUGAACUUCGUGGAGCUGCUCGCGCUCUCCGGCGUCACCUACGUGUCUAAUCGUGAAAACUACUUCGUGCACGAGAAGAUCUUCAUUUUGUUCAUGGUGGCGGCUCUACUGCACAUGCUAUGCCGCGCGCGCGUCGGCUGCCUGGGCGCGGACAUCGAGCCCGUGCGCACCAACCGCCUCGUCUGGAUCCUGUUCUACGUCGCCAUCGCCGCCACCGUUGGUCUCGUCGUAUUCUUCCUCAGCCAUCGCCUCCUGUGUCGACCCUUGGGUGAGUACUACUGGCAACAGCUGAGCCAGGAACUGUUCUACGUCGCCAUCGCCACCACCGUCGGCCUCGUCGUUUUCUUCCUCAGCCACCGCCUCCUGUGUCAACCUUUAGCGUUCACAUGGUUCUCUGUGUGCGAAUACAUCCUGGCGACGGCGAACAUGGCGUUCCACGCCAUCAUCGUGCGGGACCUGCCGCUUCACGAGCUGCAGGUCGUCGGCCCUAUACGGAAGAAGACCCUAUAGACUAGUCACUAGCCCUUAUUUUAAACAGUGGGAAUUCCCGUUCCCGGCACCCUGGGGACAGUGCCGGUUUUAGCACUACAAGCGCCCUGGGCGAGAAUUCUUUG
Messenger RNA from Aricia agestis (brown argus), 1311 nucleotides. Its product is annotated as post-GPI attachment to proteins factor 2-like. The record is from RefSeq and is a predicted model, not a curated record. The coding region runs from base 251 to 1207 and encodes 318 amino acids. Gene Ontology annotation, cellular component: endoplasmic reticulum membrane; Golgi membrane. The transcript has 7 exons. Gene Ontology annotation, biological process: GPI anchor biosynthetic process. NCBI's taxonomy places the organism in Eukaryota, Metazoa, Arthropoda, Insecta, Lepidoptera, Lycaenidae.